AUGUAUAAUAAAUCAACCUAUUCAAAGCAGCAGCAGGAGUUGGCUAAGCAGGAGCAGGAGCUGGCCAAGCAAGAGCAAGAGCUGGCUAAGGUGAGGGGCCGGCUUCAGCCAUGGAAGGAGGCGAACGAGAUCCUGAGGGAGGAUAACAAGACUCUCUCCGUGGCCCUUGAUGAGGCGAAGCGGCGGGAGUCUGAACUCCGGACUGCGCGUAGCGACCUUUUGCGGGUGCAGAAAUCUCUUGAGAUUGCAUUGCGGUCCAAUGAGGCUUAUGCUUCUCGGGUGGGGGAGCUGCAGGAACUCGCCACCUUCUCCCGGGCGCGGGCCCGCUCUUUGGAGGACGAGGUGACGUCCUCCCGUGACCAGGGGAUAGAUACGGUGCGGCUGGAUCACGUGAGCGCGUCCGCCGACAUGGAUUCAUUGUGGAGCGUGGGGGUGACCGCGGAGAGGUUUUUUCCUCAAGGUAUGUUGAGCUCCGAGGACCAGGGAUUGAUUGACAGGAUCGGUCUCGAGGACAGUUUUGAUGCUGCCCAGGUCAUGCUGCAGAGGGUGAUAGGCAUAGUGAGUCACUGGAAUCCCAAGUGGGGCCAGCAGCGAGAAGACUUGGCCAAGCAGCAGCAGGAGUUGGCUAAGCAGGAGCAGGAGCUGGCCAAGCAAGAGCAAGAGCUGGCUAAGGUGAGGGGCCGGCUUCAGCCAUGGAAGGAGGCGAACGAGAUCCUGAGGGAGGAUAACAAGACUCUCUCCGUGGCCCUUGAUGAGGCGAAGCGGCGGGAGUCUGAACUCCGGACUGCGCGUAGCGAAUAUUAA
Messenger RNA from Cajanus cajan (pigeon pea), 804 nucleotides. Lineage: Eukaryota; Viridiplantae; Streptophyta; Magnoliopsida; Fabales; Fabaceae. The record is from RefSeq and is a predicted model, not a curated record.